Molecule: messenger RNA, 2796 nt
Organism: Lindgomyces ingoldianus
Lineage: Eukaryota; Fungi; Ascomycota; Dothideomycetes; Pleosporales; Lindgomycetaceae
Exons: 28
Coding region: 1-2796 (931 amino acids)
Source: RefSeq, a predicted model, not a curated record
AUGACUACAAAUCAAUGCGCCAUUGGGAUAGAGACCACACUAUGGCAAGCUGUGUUUGGAGAAGCUACGUUUGGGUUAAUCGCAUUGGAAGACGACCCCGGGAGGCAGACAUCAGGCUCGAAGUACUGGAAGAAAAUGGCUAGGAAUCACGUGUCUUGGCAGCUCCACGCCACAUUCAGACCGAUCAAAUCCCAAUCCCCCAGGCCCCAUUCCACCAACUACGCCGCUACAUAUUUAAACCCUACCCCCAAAGUGCAAUGGAGCGCAACAAUGGAGCAGUGGGUGCACAGUCAGCCUGCGUUAUGUCGGCAAGAAACCAACAGCGGCGAGAGUACAAAGCACAGAAAUGAGGGCGGUAUUGGAUGCAGCGGCAAAUGCGGAACCUGGCGUAUUAGCAAAAUGAGGAGAGCAGUUUUCAGGAUAGCGGGCCUUGGGGCAGCCUAUGGAUAUGCAUACCAGCAGAAUCAUAAUACACAUCUAGAGUUAGGAUUCGGGUUGAACAACAUUAAUGGCAUGGCACCUACGACACCCUCCUGGCCUUCGCCACCUACCCCCGACUCCAUCGCUCUUCUAAAAACCCUUUCCCACUUUCACAAUCCCCUACUCUCCCCACGCCCUCAUCACUUCGCCCUGCUCUUCGCGCAAGGCGAAACUAGCGCCAGGAGCACCAGGGAGACGAUGCUGAAAAAAAUUGGUCGAAAGACGCGGAAAUGCAGGAUCAGGAGCAGGAGCAGCGGGAUUGGUAUGAGGUCGCAGAUAAGGGAUAUCGGGCAAAAGCUUUCCAUCUACAACUCAGUCCGCCUAAUAUUAGGGGCCGAUGGGCCUCGAUCUCAGCAACCUCAUCACUUGGAAUCCAGAACUUGUCUGUGCGUUUAUCGUUAUCAAUAUUCAGCUGGUGAACAAAAAUUCAUCGAUGUCAAUCAGAACAUUCGGGCUAAAAAAAACACAUGGAUUGCCUCCAUUUACUCAGUAGCAAACUCCGCUCACUACCCAAUCCAUAUAAAUCCCAACAUCUCCACCCUUGCCAUAAUCUCACCGGACCUCUCACAAUCAGACGACGCAGCGCUAAUGCGGAUGGGAAGGCCGUUGGGCGGCCCGAAACGAGGAGUACGUGCAGUGAAAGCUCCCCGCUCACUGGAACGAGCCCAAGGUUGUUAUGAUGAACCGUGGUUUCCUCCAGCCCCCUGCCUCACUUUAACGGCGGAGAUUUGUCCCGCUGCCGGAAGCCUUGGAGCUUCUGCGGUUCACUCCAUGUCUUGGGCAGCUGCGAUUGACAUCUUGCUCACUGGUCUUAUUCUUCAUGGGGCUGCUUCUUGUCAGCUUUUCCAACUCAGUUUCGCAUACAGUCUCAAAUCGACACGUGUCUUACGAAUACAGUAUCCUUCUGCUUUGAGCUCUUCCGCUGACAAGAAAAUCAGUCCUCCGACACAACAAACCGAACCCUCGACGCGUCUUUCAGCUACCGCUCUUCAAGAAAGCAUAGUGCUUCCUGCAGCUGGCCCACCGCGUCAAUGUACCUCGUCACCCAUCGCUUACCCGGUAUACCCUUUCAGUAACGUUCCCUUUCUCCUCGGCCCAGACGCACCGUUAGCGUAUCGCCCUUACUCCCCCAAUAAGACUCUGCGCAAGACUGGUCAGCUCCCAUGGCUCCUUCCUUACUUGACGCGGGAGAGCGGCUUCCAGGAUUUCGCAUCGCUCGGGAAAUGGAUGACUGGAAGUGCAGAGAAGCUUGUCUCAACGACCCAGUCGGGGAUGACUAGCGAAGAGCCAUUUGGAGAGCCGCUAACUGGUGCUGGAUACUGGGGCGCAGAUCUGUUGGAUCGGGCGUUUUCAGUGCAGAUUGGGGCGCGCUGCUUGGAAUACCGCGAUGAGGACUAUGAUAGGCGUGGCAGCUUGUGGCUCUGCGACUCUUUGAUGGAAUCCAAAGACACCACUUUUUGCGAUGCGCGCACUUCGGAUGAGUCGACUGAAGCGGCUUCACCGUGGGUAUUCGGCGUCCGACCCACUUGGCAUUUCAUGAGCACAACGGAAAGCCUAUCUUCGAUGCUCAGUGGUCGGAAUAGGAAAGGGGAUUAUGCACAGAAGACGAGCUGUCUGGGUCAAGUGACUGCUGUCGCGACACUCAUUCACUGUCUUCGCACCCAAACCUACCUGAUUGGGUUUAGUACGGAGCUGGCUAGGCUUAUUUUGAAGCUUCAGGCCCCUCCUUUUGGAGACUCCAAUCUCCACUUUUCCGCUGCAAUCUUGCUCAUUAGGAUUUUACAAACAUACCAUUUCAUACAUGUUAGGGAAUACUCGAGGAUACUCUUCACAGACAUGCAGGAUUUGCCUGCAGCUAGAUUUGGUAGGCUCACAAUACUAGCUCUAAGGCACCGUGUCAUUUAUGGUAUUUUGUGUGUUGUGGUACCUGGCAAGAGGGCAGUAUCACAGGGGAGAGAUAAGCGUGCAUAUGUGACGCAGAACCCGAUAUUGGGUUGCUCCAUGAUGCAGGGGAAGGAAGAAUCAAGGACUAAAUGCGGAAUUUUUGUUUCGUUCGUCGUACCUAACAUGCUUUGGGGUAUUCUCAUGCCUGGUUACUGCCAGAUAAAUGUUUGUGCUAUCAUCAUAUCAUCAUUAUCGUCCUACGAUGCUUAUUUUCGGGAGUUUGAAGUAAUGGUUUUGGUAGGAAUUCGAGGACUAGAGGAGCUAGGCAAACGCAUCAGAUUGUCCAACUGCGCGUGGAUACCCAGGCAAUGGGAGGCUGCUCGCAACUCUGAUGGUGAUUGUAUGUCGGUUGAGGAAAGGGAAACAAUAUGA